GGCUGUCCCAACCAGAGCUCAGAAGAAUUCAUGGACCCAAAGAAACAGACACUACAAGGGUUGGGGGGCGCCUAAAGCUAGAUAAAGGAACAAGUUCCCAGAAGAGUUCUCCAGGAAGGGUCAGUUUGAGCAGGGCCUCUACCACGCCCAACUUGAGGACAGCUGCUGUCCAGUGUAGCCAAAUAAACAUAGCCUAGUGAGGAACAGUCCUACCUGCGCUCUCAGAAGCUGUCUCCAGGUGUCCACUGACAGGCUCACUGCCUCCGCUAAGCUCCAGGCUGAACUGGUGGCUACAACUCUCUGCAUUCCCCCAGCCAUGGGGCCCAGAAUAGGUGAGGGGCCCCAGAUGCCAGACAGGAGCACCAAGACCACAGUGGGCACAGAAGACAUACAUGAAAUGAAAGUCGGUGUGGAGCCUCGGGACUCACAUCAGGACCCACAGCCCCAAGGGAUGCUCCACAACAUCAAGUUCUUUGUCCUGUGUCACAGUAUACUGCAGCUGGCUCAGCUCAUGAUCUCUGGCUACCUCAAGAGCUCCAUCUCCACCGUGGAAAAGCGCUUUGGGCUGUCCAGCCAGACCUCAGGGCUGCUAGCUGCUUUUAAUGAGGUAGGGAACGUAUCCUUGAUCCUAUUUGUGAGCUACUUCGGCAGCCGAGUGCACAGACCCCGGAUGAUCGGCUGCGGGGCUCUCCUGGUGGCCCUGGCAGGCCUGCUCAUGGCACUGCCUCACUUCCUCUCAGAACCAUAUCGCUAUGACCACAGCAGCCCUGAAGACAGGUCACAGGACUUUGAAGCAUCCCUGUGCCUGCCCACAACUGUGGCUCCAGCCUCUGCCCUGUCCAAUGGCAGCUGUUCCAGUCACACCGAAGCCAAGCAUCUGACUAUGGUGGGGAUCAUGUUCACAGCGCAGACCCUGCUCGGCAUCGGUGGUGUGCCCAUCCAGCCCUUUGGGAUCUCCUACAUUGACGACUUUGCCCACAAUAGCAACUCACCCCUCUACCUCGGAAUCCUGUUUGCAAUAACCACAAUGGGACCUGGCAUGGCCUAUGGGCUGGGUAGCCUCAUGCUACGCCUUUACGUGGACAUUGACCGGAUGCCAGAAGGAGGCAUCAACUUGACUACAAAGGACCCCAGAUGGGUGGGCGCCUGGUGGCUGGGCUUCCUCAUCUCUGCAGGACUGGUGGUCCUGGCUGCCAGCCCCUACUUCUUCUUCCCCAGAGAGAUGCCCAAGGAGAAAUACGAGCUUCACUUCAGGAGGAAGGUCUUGAGAGGUGUGGCCUCGAUUGGCAGCAAGGGUAAGGAGCUCUCCUCCCAGAACGAGCCUUUAAAGAAACAGGAUGGAUUGGCCCAGAUUGCCCCGGACUUGACUGUGGUCCAGUUUAUUAAAGUCUUCCCUAGGGUGCUGCUGCGAACACUGCGCCACCCCAUCUUCCUGCUGGUAGUCCUGUCCCAGGUGUGCACCUCAUCCAUGGUGGCGGGCAUGGCCACCUUCCUGCCUAAGUUCCUGGAACGCCAGUUUUCCAUCACAGCGUCCUUUGCCAACCUGCUCCUCGGCGGCCUCACUAUCCCCCUGGCCAUUGUGGGCAUCGUGGUGGGAGGCAUCUUAGUCAAGCGUCUCCACCUGAGCCCCUUGCAGUGCAGUGUCCUCUGCCUGCUCGGCUCGCUGUUGUGUCUGCUCUUCAGCGUGCCCCUCUUCUUCAUCGGCUGCUCUACCCAUCAUGUUGCAGGCAUCACGCAGGACCUGGGUGCCCAGCCAGGGCCAAGCCUGUUUCCUGGCUGCUCAGAGCCCUGCUCCUGCCAAUCAGAUGACUUUAACCCUGUUUGUGAUACCAGUGCCUAUGUGGAGUACACCACACCCUGCCAUGCUGGCUGCACAGGUCGUGUGGUCCAGGAGGUUCUGGGAAAAAGCCAGGUUUUCUACACCAACUGCAGCUGUGUGCCAGGGAAUGGCCCCAUUCCUGCAGGUUCCUGUGAGUCAGCCUGCAGCCGCCUGGUGCUGCCCUUCAUUCUCCUGGUCAGCCUGGGAGCAACAGUGGCCAGCGUCACCCACACACCUUCCUUCAUGCUCAUCCUGAGAGGUGUGAAGAAAGAAGAUAAGACCCUGGCGGUGGGAAUGCAGUUCAUGCUCCUCAGAGUGCUGGCCUGGAUGCCCAGCCCUGUGAUCCACGGCAGCGCCAUCGAUACCACCUGUGUACACUGGGCCCUGACCUGUGGGCGGCAAGCCGUCUGCCGCUACUAUGACCAUGACCUGCUUCGAAACCGAUUCAUAGGCCUCCAGUUCUUCUACAAAAGCGGGUCCAUGGUGUGCUUUGCCUUAGUUUUGGCCAUCCUGCGGCAGCAGAGCAAAGAAGCCAGCGCCAAGGCCACUGUCAAGAGCUCCCGCCUACAACAGCUGUAAGCAUCAGGACCAGAGAAGAAACCUAAGGAUUCCAGGAGGUUGACAGUCGCAGCCCCACCCUGACCAGGAGUGCCAGCCACAGCCAUGCAUCCUCUGAGCCUUUGCCAACAGUGGACAAAGCAGCACCCACGGGUGUCAGAAGCACCGCAGUCCAGUGCCUGGACGUCCUCUACUAAACUGUGAAGUGACUUUGAACAAGCUUCUGGCUUUGCUUGCUCUUUGGAACCAAGGAGUCACUGUGUUGGCCAUUUCUCAAGCAAGAGGGCCGUCCCCAUUCCUCCCUGUCAGAUAACCAACCUGGAACCUAGCUUUAGUGGUGGGAAGGAGCUGUACAACAAGCAUCUCUCUCCCCUGAUUCUAGAACAGGCCAACUAGAUCAUGCUGCGGUCCACACAAUGCCUCGGCCCAGCUCUGCCUCUUGUGGAGACCCUCUCCAUGCUUAAGUAGGAGGGGAUUCCAGCUCUCAGGCUCCAGCUGUGCACAUCUGUUCAGUCAGAGUAGGUGCAGGCCUCCUCUCCAAGCCCCUGUGCCCUACAAGUAGUGUCUAUUUGGCGCCCCCUGGAGGCAGAGUCCAGAGAUGAGAUUGAGGAGGGCUUCAAAUCCAAGAGGGAGCAGGACACCACAUUUGAUUGAUGUGUGUGGGCGGGAACCUUAGCUGGAGUAGGAGAGGGGCUCUUUGAUUCAGAAUGUAGCAGCUUUUGUUGUCAGGGAGUCACAGUUGGGAAAGUGAGGUUUACCCUUUCCUUUAGAGGCCAGUAACUUCAGAGACCACUUUGUAUUCAGACCUGCUCCUACUAAAUGUGUAUUGUCAGAAUCUUGCACAUUUGACCAGGGACCAUCAAAAUCAAUGCAACUUUGGAGAAUAGAAUCCUAGUUCAGAUGCCCGGGACUAUGUAACUAAUACCCGAUACUGUCACAGCCAAGUCCGGGUGACCUCUGGUUCUCUAAGGCCUCCAGACCAAUGUGAGGUCUCAGAACAGAGAACAAAAAGCCAAGCUCUGCACAGUGAACUAUGGGGCAGCAUUCUCGGAUCAGAUCCCUGGAGCCCCCAAUUCUUUCCCAAGUCAGGCCUUGUCCUGCUCUCCGGCCAGGCUUAUCUGGCCUAGUUGCUUCCAGGCAGCAGAAGAGAAAGCCCUGAUCUGUUCCCAGCCAGGCCUGCUAACGCCACACACCCACCUGUGUGACCACAAAGGGAGCUACCAGCAGCCACCCUACUUAUGUGACAGCUCUUGGCUAAGGGACAAGGGACUUGUUCCCUGUGCAGGAGAAGGGACUAUAGACGCUCUCGUUCCUGUCUGGCACGGUGACAUGCAUCUGUGACCUAGUGUUUAGAGACUAGAUCCAAAGUUCAGUGUGAGUCUCAACUCCAUAGUGAGUUUGAGUCUAACUUGGACUACAUAAGAAUGUCUCAGCAAAGAAUAGAGAGAAGGAAAGAGAAGGGGAGGAGGACGAAGAGGAGAGCCUGGUCGCCGAAUUCCCUACAGUUGAGUGUUUAACCAGUGCCUGAGCCUACACUCAUCAGGGCCAAGAAUUUUGAAAUCACUUUCACCAAGGCAAGUCUGUUAGCGGUUUUCUAUUCUGUCUGUUCUCCUGCUUCCCAGGUUAUACAGGAAUAGCCUGGCAGUAUACAUACAGCUUAUUAUUAAAUUUCUCUCUGCAUAAUGCCUAUUCCACGACAAAAAUUUAUCCUUCUAAACUGCAUUAGAGGUUUGCGUCAGCCACAUCGCUUCCAGUUAUUUAGACUUCAGCCUCAGCAGGUUAAUUCACUCUGGCAUCGUGCAUUGUCUUCUGCCUUUAUAUUCUGGUCUAAUUUUUCCUUCGACUGGAUUGUUUCCUCUAGUAAUGGUUUCAAAAAUGGAAUACAGUCACGGGGCUGUCUGAGUCCUCACCUGGCUCAGUUGUCACUCACGUUUUACAGAAGAGAAAGUGCCUCAUAAAGGUUAACUGACUUGCUUGGGACUAUAAUAAUACCAUAUAUAACCAUAUACACACACGCACAUACACACACACACACACUCACUGGCGGGGCCAGAGCUGGAUCCAGAUUUGUGGAAAGCAAAGCUAACAUGUCUAAUGAAUUCUCUUUAUGAAAAACAAGUACAGAAUGUUGAGUGCAGGUUGGAUAUGUAGACCACAUUUCAUCGAAUGCCUGAGACCAGAGUAUUUGGGACUUGAGAUCUUUUCAUAUUUUGAGGUAUUUGUAUGAUAAUCAUGAUUUCUCUCGGGGGUGAGACUCUAAACACAAAUUCAUCCAGGUUUCAUACACACCUUAUCCACCCAGCCUGAAAGUCAUCGUGUGUGGUGCGUUUAGUGCUCCUGUGUGUGCUGACAACCCAACACCUGAAAUCACGUCUGAAAUAUCCCACGCGUGUUACACUAGCACUCAGGAAGUUUGCAUGUUAGCACCUUUCAGAUAGUGGGUUUCAUAUUGAGAAUGGUCAGUCUUUAUAAAGUUAAAUAAGAAAAUAAACACCUAAAAUGAGAAAAAUA
Molecule: messenger RNA, 4888 nt
Organism: Apodemus sylvaticus (European woodmouse)
Lineage: Eukaryota; Metazoa; Chordata; Mammalia; Rodentia; Muridae
Gene: Slco2b1
Product: solute carrier organic anion transporter family member 2B1
Exons: 14
Coding region: 317-2398 (693 amino acids)
Biological process (GO): transmembrane transport; sodium-independent organic anion transport; bile acid and bile salt transport
Cellular component (GO): membrane
Molecular function (GO): bile acid transmembrane transporter activity; protein binding
Source: RefSeq, a predicted model, not a curated record